AUGGGGAUAGGUGAUGGGAAGUACGGGUCGGUAACCGACAUUUCCGAUCAACGUCGGCGGGCGAGCGACAUCGACCAUCUCGAACACCAUACCACCACCACACUACAACCCAUCUCCCCGCAUAGCGACUCUUCUCACAUAAAUCCACGCAUAUUGGCCAUUUCCAAGGCAGCAAAACAGAUCCAAAUAGAAAAGGUGAUGAUGAUACUCACGGAAAAUAAAGCCAACGAUAAAGAAGGAGGUAUAGUUGAUUCCAGUAGCCGGCGGAGCAGCAGUCGGACCGUUGAGCAACACGGGCAAAUUGACGUAUUUGAGCCGAGUGUUGGGGAACCGUCGUUGAUAGUACCACAGAGGAAAGGGGGCAAGCGCACCGGCCAACAGGGCCCACAAGAACACAUUAUAUCCUUUACGACGCUAAACAGCCACUGCUUGACGCCAAUCUGGACGACGACCGAGAUGCACGAUGCGGCGAAUUGGACCAUGAACGUGGUUCGUGGGGAGAUGAGAAUGGCCCAUAAUGAGUUUCUGAGACGUACCAUGUUGGCGACAGGGUUGCCUGGGAGGAUGGCUCCAGGAAUGAAUAAAACGGACUGUCUGGCCCGUGACCGCAAAGAUGAGGCCGGCGGGGAGCAUGUACACUGCAGGAAGGAGGACGGCCAAAAAGAGAUCGAUCCAGAGGAGGAAGAUAUCCAUGCCAAGUUGAUGAAAGCUUAUCCUGAAGUGCCACAUUGGUGGUACUGGGGUCUUGUCGUCGGGUUUUUCAUCAUUGCUUGCGUUUCAGUCCAGGUACGUGCAAUCGUGAUAGAGAAAGGUGCAGUUGCUAAUGGGUUUUGGUUUAGGCCUGGCCGACUCAUACUCCUAUUUAUUUACUCUUUUUGGCC
Acaulospora colombiana is the source of this 881-nucleotide messenger RNA. The record is from the annotation of a GenBank genome assembly. Lineage: Eukaryota; Fungi; Glomeromycota; Glomeromycetes; Diversisporales; Acaulosporaceae.